Messenger RNA from Quercus lobata, 3116 nucleotides. It is a transcript of the gene PRR7, whose product is annotated as pseudo-response regulator 7. Gene Ontology annotation, molecular function: protein binding. Gene Ontology annotation, biological process: cytokinin-activated signaling pathway; phosphorelay signal transduction system. The record is from RefSeq and is a predicted model, not a curated record. The transcript is spliced from 9 exons. The coding region runs from base 549 to 2762 and encodes 737 amino acids. Lineage: Eukaryota; Viridiplantae; Streptophyta; Magnoliopsida; Fagales; Fagaceae.
CUUUUGCAGUUGAAGAAAAAGUCUUUCUUCAUUUUUUCAAAAAAAUGGUCUCUCUGUGUUUUUUCACACAGCUCCAGUUCUUUUCUUCUUCAGAAGAAAGCUUUUAAUAUUUUCUUUUCAAAAUUAUGAUUUGAAAUUUUUUUUUUUCAAAAAAAAAAAAAAUCAUUAAGCAAAGCAAAAGGGUGUUUUGUGCAAUAAUUUUUUUUUUUUGGCUGGAUCGAAGAACUCGAUAAUGGCAAUUGAUGAAGCUCUAGAGGGGUCCAUGGUGAAAGCAGCUUUUUGGGUUUCAAGGCAUUUUUUUGUGGAUUAAGAACAUUCAUUAAGUUAUAAAUUUGUUAUUAUGCACGUUGAUUCAUCGUGUAUUUUACUGAUUUAAUUGUACUGGUAUAAGUAGAACUUUGAAGGAUCUGUAUUUGCUGAGGUUGGGGUUCUUGAAGACAAAACUAUGUGCUAUUUCUUUAACGGAUUGAAGAGAGUUUUUAACCGUUCAGAACUUGGGCUCUCUUCAUCAUCAGUCUUUCAGAAUCUGACUGAAAGGAAUAGUCCCAAUGAGCAUUGAAGGUGAUGAUGGGGACAAAGAGUCGCGGGAACUAAAUUCCUCUUUGCUAGAUGGGAAGAAUACAGUCAAGGAUGGGGUUGUGAUGGGUGAGGCACAAGGUGUACUCAAGGAAGGUAAGUUGAAAAGUGAUGGAAUAUCCGAAGAUGUGAAGGAUGGGCAAGUGGGGGUUUUCCAAGUACAUGCUGCUCCGCAAAUGCCUCAGCAACAGAGUCAAGGGUCAAUGGUUUGUUGGGAGAGGUUUCUACAUGUUAGAUCACUUAAGGUUUUGCUUGUGGAAAAUGAUGAUUGUACUCGCCAUGUUGUUGCUGCACUGCUUCGCAAUUGCGGUUAUGAAGUUAUAGAGGCAGCAGAUGUAUUACAAGCAUGGAAGAUACUAGAAGAUUUAAGAAAUCAUAUUGAUCUUGUCUUAACUGAGGCAGUCAUGCCUUACUUAUCUGGCAUUGGUCUUUUAUGCAAGAUUAUGAGCCACAAAACACGCCCGAACUUACCUGUGAUUAUGAUGUCAUCCUAUGCUUCAAUGAGUUUAGUGUUUAAGUGCUUGUCCAAGGGUGCUGUUGACUUUCUAGUCAAGCCUAUACGAAAGAAUGAGCUUAAGAACCUUUGGCAGCAUGUUUGGAGGAGAUGUCAAAGUUCUAGUGGCAGUGGGAGUGAGAGUGGUUCACAGACUCAAAGUUCUGGAAAAUCAAGAAGUGUUGAAAAGUGUGUAAACAACUCUUGCUGCAAUGAUGAGGAUGAUAGUGAGAGUAUUGGUUUAGAUGUUGGAGGUGGAAGUGACAUUGGGAGUGGCACUCAGAGCUCUUGGACAAAACGAGCUGUAGAAGUUGACAGUCCUCAACCAGAUUCUCCAUACAAUCAAAUGGUGGAGUGUCCUGAUAGUACUUGUGCCCAAGUUGAUAUUACUUGUGCCCAAGACGUCCGCUCAAAUGCUGAAACAUCUGGUAACAAAUUGGUUCCUGUGGCCAAAACAAGGAAGCUCCAAAAAAAGAAGGAAGAAUGUGGUAUACCUGAAGACAAUGCUCCAACUGGUAACAGCUUGGAAAUGGGUGUGCCUAGAAAUCUAGGUAUGCAACUUGAGUUCCUGAGGAGUGAUCUGCUUGAGAUAAGCUCUAGUAAAUUGACUGAGCAAAUUAGUAAGGAACAGCUAAACCUCAAUUGUGAGAGUCCAUCCAUCAAGCUAAAGAACGAACAUGCUACUCUGACAGGUGAUGUUACCAUUACUACUCAGUCUCAGAUGGACAGCAUGGAGUUUGAAGCUCCAAAUAGGAAUUCCAAGAUCUCAGACAUCAACAAUAAAGCCAAUAAUGAUACAGAAGAACUUCCAUCUCUUGAGCUCAGUUUAAAGAGACCUCGAGUAGUUAAAGACACAGGGACAGAAGUUCAAGAUGGCCAAUAUAUUUUGAGGCAGUCAGACCUUUCAGCCUUCUCAAGGUACAGAGCCAUCUCAAAUACUAACAAGGCUCAUCCUAGAAACGUUGGAAGCAGCUCUCCACAUGGAAUUUGCUUAGAUGUUACCACGAAAGAAUCGUUGCAUGAUAUUCAAUUCCAUUCAGGUGGCAAUCCUCCCAAUCAGUUCUCAAAUGUGGGUAGCAAUAACAUUGAUAUGGGCUCUGCGAUUAAUACUGCUUUUGCCAAGUCACUAAUAAAAACGUCAUCUAUAUUAAGCUCGGUCAAACAUUUGCACCCAUCUGAUUUCCAUUCCAUGAAAGAGGGCCCGAUAUAUGCUCCUACAGCAGUGCUGGCUCAAUCAAAAGGCACACACAAGGAGCUCCAAAAUGAGCACCUUUAUCACCAUAAGAAUCACCACCACCAUCUUGUGCACAACAUGCAACAACAGUGGCCAACUGACCACAAUGACUUGUCCUUGAAGAAAAUGGCUGCAGCUGCUCCACACCAUGGCUCAUCCACUGUGUUGGGUGGGCCUGAAGGUAACACUGCCAACUAUGAUGUUGAUGGAAGUUCCUUAAGCAAUGGACAAAAUGGAAGCAGCUUAGCAGUUGAAGCUGAAGGGACAGAUUUAGAAAGUGAUGGUGGAAUUUCUGGGAACAGUGGCAGGGGAGGUCCUAGUGGGAGUGGAAACACAGUAGGCCACAACAAAUUUGAACAGAGAGAAGCUGCCUUGACUAAGUUUCAUUGGAAGAGAAAAGAGAGAUGUUUCCGGAAAAAGGUUCAAUACCAAAGUAGAAAGAGACAUGCUGAACAGUGACCUCUCAUUCAGAGACAAUUUGUGCAGCAAACGGUGAAUGAAAACACAAGCAAGACAACUGAUGGUUAAUUUAAUGCUUUUCCUGUUUAGAAAAAAAAAUGCUUUUCCCAUUAUUGAUUAACAAUUAAUUACAACUGUGACAAGCAGUCUACACUCAAGGAUGGGAGGUCAUUUAGGUAAAUCUUGACUUUUUAUUUUUUGGCUUAUUGCUGUGGACAUUAAUUGCUACUUCUAGAAGAGUGCUCUUACUUGCCUUCUGCAGGGAAAAGAGUCUUCUUUUGUGUGGUUCUAUUAUGGUUUCAAUUGGGUAUUUGGAAAACUUUUUACCCUUCUACAUUUCAUUUUCAAAAGCUC